ACUGGUAGAAAAAUAUGAUUCCGAGGAGAGCUGCUCCUGCGCUUUAGAAAUUUAGACAACAGUUUCACUGCGAUUAAUUUCAGCUGAAAUCUCUGAGCCUCGCUGAGUGUGGUCCCUGUUCAACUAUUUUCCACUCCAUACCGUUCCUCGGUCUUUUUCUGCGCUGGAUCUUCGGUGCCAGAAAAUGUGUGUGGAGAGCGAUGGAUGCGAGAUUGAAGGCUGCAGCAGUUCGGAUGAGGUGCGCACGCUGUCGGGCAGCAUGAGUCCCGGACUGAUAUCCAACCCGGACCUUCACCCCUGCAAACCGGGGCAGAAAUUCCGUGCGGCGCUGCUGAAAUGCCGCUCACCGGCUGCCGCCGCCGGGAUCCUCAGUUUUGGGAACGUCCUCAAUUACAUGGAUAGAUACACUGUAGCCGGCGUUGUGCUUGACAUUCAGCGGAAUUACGAUGUGUCAGACAGCAGAAUCGGCUUGUUGCAAACAGUAUUCAUCUGUAGCUUCAUGGUCGCAGCUCCCAUCUUUGGUUACCUGGGCGACCGCUUCAACAGAAAGGUCAUCCUGAGCUGUGGCAUUUUCUUCUGGUCCACUGUUACUCUGCUGAGCUCCUUCAUCGGUAAAGAGCACUUCUGGCUGUUUGUGCUCUCCAGAGGACUUGUGGGCAUCGGAGAAUCCAGCUACUCCUCCAUCUCCCCCACCAUAAUAGGAGACCUAUUUACGAGUAACAGCCGCACCAUGAUGCUCUCUGUCUUCUACCUGGCCAUCCCCCUGGGAAGCGGGCUGGGUUACAUCCUGGGCUCCAGCGCCAAGGAGGCUGCAGGAGACUGGCACUGGGCACUAAGGGUGUCCCCAAUUUUAGGCAUGACUGCUGCAGCUCUGAUCCUGCUCUUUGUCCCCGACCCAAAGAGAGGCAGCGCCGAUCAGCUGGGAGGACGCAUAAGGACCCGCACCUCCUGGAUAUGUGACAUGAAAGCACUCGCCAAGAAUCGGAGCUACGUGUUCUCCUCCCUGGCAUCAGCAGCAGUCUCCUUUGCCACGGGUGCGUUUGGUAUAUGGAUUCCUGGCUACCUGUUCAGAGCCCGGGUGGUGCAGAAGACAGCAGAGGCUUGCACAAAAGAGAUCUGCAGUAGCACAGACAGCAUGGUCUUUGGGGCGAUCACUUGUGUGACGGGGCUGUUAGGCGUGGUCAUCGGAGCUCUCACCACACGCCUGUGUCGCCAGAAGACGGAACGAGCCGACCCGCUCGUGUGCGCCGUCAGCAUGCUGGGCUCAGCCAUCUUCAUCUGCCUCAUCUUUGUGGUGGCCAAGAAGAGCAUCAUUGGAGCUUAUGUUUGUAUCUUUAUUGGAGAGACGCUGCUUUUCCUGAACUGGGCCAUAACAGCAGACAUCUUAAUGUUUGUUGUCAUUCCCACACGGAGAGCAACAGCCGUCGCCUUUCAGAGCUUCACCUCUCAUCUCCUGGGUGAUGCAGGAAGUCCGUACCUGAUAGGCCUGAUCUCCGACGCCCUUCAGCAGAGCUACACAACAUCAGCACUGUGGCGGUUCCUCAGUUUGGGCUAUGCCCUCAUGCUUUGUCCCUUCAUCAUCGUCCUGGGGGGCAUGUUUUUCCUGGCCACUGCAUUGUAUUUCCUGGAUGACAAAGAUAAGGCCGAGAACCAGUGCAACCAGUCGACCCAGCCCCCCUCUUCAGUCAGGGUAUGACCAGGUGACAAGCAAAUGAGGAGCUACCUGAACGCACAACUGAACUCAAAAAGGAUGAAUAAACGGUGAUAGAAAGCGAGGGCAGCUUCUUUAAAGCCCACGCUCGUGUCCUGCUCCCUGUCAUCACCCCCGUGAUCAUCAUCCUCCUCUUGGCUCCUGCUGCCCUUUGUUUUUACAUUCUCUCCGAGGUGACUUAGAACUGGAAAGAGGGAGCGUCUUGCCCCUCCUUUGAACCGGCUCUAAAUCACAGCGUGGUGAGAAGGUGCUCAGCUGUGUGCUCAAACCAGCCUCCAGUUAGAUGGUGUCCUCGUCACCGCUGUCUGCGAGGAUGCACUGAACCUUUGAGGGAUGAGGUGGGGUGGCAAAAUCUUCCCUAACCCCUCCUGCCUCCUGAUGCUAUACUACUGAAUGCUGACCGUGAACCUGCCCUGUCUGCCUGCCUGCCUGUCUCUUAUCAGCCGUCACUCCGCAACAAGUGCCAUAGCAUCAUUACAUUCCUUCAGAUUUGCACUGACCACCAACAGUCCCCAUGAAUUCAUCACUAGCUAUGUUUCCAUGCACACUAUCGUUUGCAUUUGAUUAAUCCAUGCAUCUUCUGCUAAAAACCAGAUGCAGUAUCAUUUGUUAAGUGCAGCCAUAAAGCUUCAUCAGUGUCUCUGUAGCUUCCCUGCACACUCUCCGCAUCUCACUCUGCUCUGGCUUUCUGUGCUCGGAGCCUGUAAACAGACAAAUCUGUAAAACUGAAGACGCCAGGAGCGAGUGAUGCAACAGCAGUGAAAUGUGCAGCCGUGCAGGUGUUGUUUAUCUGUGCAAAGAAGCCUCCGAUAAUGUGACUGUCACAUUAGUCACCACAACCUAACUGCAGUAAUAAGAUAAAAACUUCAAAUUCAGUGUUUACACUAUAAAUCCAAUAUUCCCACAAUGACAGUUUUCCUGUGCAUGUAAACAUAGCAUUCAACCUAGAGCCAAAAAAAAAUGGUGUCACUUUCGAUCGGUCAGUUGAACAAGCCUUAAGUACUGGAGCUUUCACAUCUACAGAUGUUCUCUUUGAGCCCCGUGUGUGUUUUCACGUUUAGCUUUUAGCACUUCGGUGAGUGCGGGCGACGGCCCGAGAACACGGCAGAUUUCUGCACGUUAUUUUAGGAUUCUUGUGAUUUUUCAAUUCUGUGUUUUCUGUGUAUGUUGGAUCUGAAACUGGAGGAUUCUGCCUGUGAUUGUUUCAUAAUAAUGAUCUGGGCAAUUUUAAAGUGGACACUGGAUAUGUAUAGUUUCUAUAAUUUAUAUUUAUAAUUUAUUAUAUUCAUGCUUUUUCCAAAAGUAAAUGAUAUGCUACUCUUUUGACUGUGUUUUUAUGUACAUGAGAAGCAAUACAAAAAAAUUUAGAAGAAACCAACCUUUUUUUUUUUUUUUUAAUUCACACUGCCUUAUCAGUGAGCUGGGUUUCCCUUUAAAGAGGUCGCUCUCUGAUGGUUGGUUUUGAAUUUCUGGACACAUCACCCACACA
Messenger RNA from Archocentrus centrarchus (flier cichlid), 3200 nucleotides. RefSeq names its product SPNS lysolipid transporter 2, sphingosine-1-phosphate (gene spns2). The transcript is spliced from 13 exons. Gene Ontology annotation, cellular component: membrane. The record is from RefSeq and is a predicted model, not a curated record. The coding region runs from base 185 to 1696 and encodes 503 amino acids. Lineage: Eukaryota; Metazoa; Chordata; Actinopteri; Cichliformes; Cichlidae. Gene Ontology annotation, molecular function: sphingolipid intramembrane carrier activity; transmembrane transporter activity. Gene Ontology annotation, biological process: transmembrane transport; sphingosine-1-phosphate receptor signaling pathway; lipid transport.